Styela clava is the source of this 1620-nucleotide messenger RNA. Its product is annotated as kelch-like protein 25. The record is from RefSeq and is a predicted model, not a curated record. NCBI's taxonomy places the organism in Eukaryota, Metazoa, Chordata, Ascidiacea, Stolidobranchia, Styelidae. Gene Ontology annotation, molecular function: protein binding.
AUGUCUGCUGAUUUUGGCAUUAAAGAUAAUGAACACAAUACUUUGAUGAUGCAAAAGCUGGAUGAUAUGAGGAAAGAAAAGCGACUUUCUGAUUUUACAAUCAAAGUUGGAAACGAAGAAUUUCCUGUUCAUAGGAAUGUAAUGUCAGCCGGUUCGGAUUAUUUCUAUGCGAUGUUGUCUCAUGAUAAUUUAGAAAGCAAUACAGGAAUUGUUGAUAUGAAAGAAGUCGAUGUCGAUUCUGUGAAACUUAGCAUUGAUUACAUUUACACUGGAAAUGCUUCAAUUACUUUGGAGAAAAGUGAACAAAUACUCCAUGUUGCAAACAUCAUGCAAUUGUCAAGAUUUUGUGAAAAGAUAUCUGAAUUUCUUCAAGCACAAUUAGGUCCCAAAUCUUUCUUCAUCAUCCGACAACUCGCAAUAAAGUUUAAUAUGAAGGGUUUAGUGAAAGCAUGUGAUCAAUAUGCUGUCGGCCAUCUUGGAUCAAUAGCAAAAGUAGAGGAAUUCAACAAACUUCAUAACGAAUAUGUCAUAUUUUUGAUCACCUGUGAAUGGUCAUUGUAUUCAGAAGAUUCUAAACUGAAAAUUCUCCUACAAUGGAUCAAAGCUGAUACUGAGUCACGAGCUGAGUAUUUUAUAGAAAUGUUUGAGAAGCUCAAUAUUGACAAAAUUACCCCCAGUUAUGGAUCAUAUUUAGCCAGAAAUGAUUCCUUUUGCUCAAGUUCUGCAGAAUUUUUGAAAUUAUUAUACUUGGCUAAUAAAUCGAUUGAUACAGAGAGCGAAGUUAAUGUUUCUUUGUCUCUCCCUUUAUCAGAUGAUGGUAUAUUACUUUUUGAUAAGAAAUCUACAACUGUGCAAGUAUAUAGCCCAAUGGAGAGAACAUUCAAAAGGUUGAAACAACUCAAUAAAAACAUCCUGAGUGGCAAAUAUACCGCAGUUAUUUUGCAGAAACUCGUGUUUGUUCUUUUGCCAAGCAGAAAGGUUUAUCGUGUGAAUGUGUGGGAUGCUGAAUCAAGUUGGACUGAGGUGCAGAGUAUGAUGAAUGGUCAUGGAAAAUAUAUUAGAGCUGCAGUUCAUAACAACUUCAUUUAUGUUUGUGGGAAUAAAACAAUGGAGCGAUACAAUAACAAUGAAAACAUGUGGGAGAAUGUUGAGUGCUCUAGUAUCGAUCCUAGCCAAAGUGCAUUAGUUACAUUCAGAGAGGAGAUUUAUUUUAUUGGAGGCACAAAUGGAGAUAAAAAAGUUGAUAAAUAUUCUCCGUCUAUAGGAUCUUGGUUAUCUGUGGAACCAAUGAAUCUUGACAGAGGAACUCCUGCUGCAGCUGUAUAUGAUGAUCGAAUCUAUGUUGCUGGCGGGUUUUGGUGGUCAUCAGAGCUAUCAAGGACUGAAUUCUUCAAUCCAGAUGAUAAUACUUGGACAAAUCUUGCCUCAAUGACAAUUCCAAGGUUUGAUUUCAGUCUUUGUGUUGUUAACAACAGUUUGUUCGCUGUUGGACAUAGAUCUGGGCCUCAUUCAAUCGAAAAGUACGAUAUUGGUAAAAAUCAAUGGGAGAAAGUGACUGAUUUGACUGAUAUGGAGAUUAUAUCCGCUGCUUCGAUUGCAGUAAGAAUCCCAUUGUAUUGA